Molecule: messenger RNA, 11037 nt
Organism: Dermatophagoides farinae (American house dust mite)
Lineage: Eukaryota; Metazoa; Arthropoda; Arachnida; Sarcoptiformes; Pyroglyphidae
Source: RefSeq, a predicted model, not a curated record
CAUUAUCAACCAUAAAUUGUGGCAAAAAAGAAUAUCAUCAGUGGAUCCACAUAAUAAUAAUAAUUGUGCUCAUCAUCAUCAUCAUCCACAUUCUUCACAUUUUCAUCAUCAUCAUCAUAAUAAUCAUCAUCAUCAUCACUAUCAUUAUGGCCAUCACAGAAAUAUUAUUAAAGCCAUCAUUCUGGUCAUCAUAGCAUCAUCAUUAUCAUUAUCGAUUCAAGCACAAAGAUCUGGUGCUUGCCGAUUUUAUCCACUUGGUGAAAAUCGUCGUUUUGAACGUGUUGCUGAAAAUCUACCUGUUGGAAACGAAGUAUUCAAAGUAGAAGUAUAUCCACGUAAUGAAUUUCGUUUGGAAGCAGUGGAUAAUAGCCUGAGCGAUAUAAAUUAUUUUAAAUAUGAAAUAAUUGAUGAUAAAAAUGUUGCCAUAAAAUUAGCACAUUCAUUAGAAGAACUUGUUGAUCGGAAAGAUCCACAAAGUGUAUUGAAAUUUAAACUUACCUGUAAAGGUGCCAGUGGAACGGAAGAAGCAUUUCUACCUGUAACCGUGUACGUACAAGAUGUCAAUGAUCAUACGCCUGAAUUUCAAAAUGUUCCCUAUUCAUUGGAUGUUGAUGAGUUGACACCUGUUGGUCUUACCGUUUUUCGUGGUAUACAUGCUAUCGAUCGUGAUAAACCAAAUACAGCCAAUUCGGAUAUCACAUAUUCGAUUGUCGGUGGCAAUGAAAACAAUUCAUUCAUAUUAUCCGACCCGAUUGAAGGAACAUUGGUUAUUAAUAAACAACUUGAUUAUGAUAAUGGUAUUAGAGAAUUCAAGAUACAAAUUCAAGCAUCGGAUCAUGGAACACCAGAUAGUCUUAGUUCAGUAACAACAAUGACAAUACGUGUCAAAGAUGCUGAUGAUCAAAAUCCAGUGUUUACAAAAGAUCGUUAUCGUGCAAGUGUAUCGGAAACAACAAAAUUAACUGGACUACGUAUACGUGAAAAAGUAGCCGUUGAACCACCGAUACAUGCAUUUGAUCUUGACAGUGGGAUCAAUGCUCGACUUCGUUAUUCAAUCGUACUUGGAAACGAAGGUGGCUUUUUUGAGAUGCACGAUCAAACAGGUGAAUUGUUUCUUGUUCGUGAGAUCGAUUUGGAAUCAUUGUCCAGUUCUAUGUUGACUCUACAGAUACAGGCAUCACAAGUGGAUAAUCCACUUCGACAAGCAACCUCAAGAGUUGAUGUUUUCAUAAUCGAUGUGAAUGACAAUUCACCAAUAUUCGAAAAUAUCAAUUAUAAUGUUACAGUUAUGGAAAAUUUACCCACUGGUUUUACGAUAUUACAAGUUUCAGCAUUUGAUGCUGAUAAAGGAGAGAAUGCUGAAUUUAAAUACAUAUUAAAAGAUCCUAUACAAGCAUUUCAAAUUGAUCCUUACAGUGGUUGGAUUAGUGUUAAAGAUCCUGGUAAAUUAGAUCGAGAAUUGAAUGACAAAAUCAUUUUGAAAGUAUUGGCCAUCGAAAAGAAACCAAAUGUUGAUCCUGAUCAUAAAGAACCAAAUAGCUGUAUAGUGGAGAUAACAUUACUUGAUUCGAAUGAUAAUAAUCCACAAUUUUUCCCAUCAAAUGUUUAUACAUUUUCCGUAUUGGAAACGGCUGCAGCUGGAACAUUGAUCGGAUCAGUAUAUGCAAGUGAUCGUGAUAUCAAUGAAAAUGGUCGCAUCAUCUAUUAUAAACAGAAUGAUUCACUAAGUCAAAAUGGCCCAUUCGAUGUUUAUCCACAUAAUGGAUCAAUAUACGUGACGGAUAAAUUUUCACAAAUGCUAAAUAAACCGGGUCAAUUUACAUUUUUUGUUGUUGCAUCCGAUCUAGCAAAAAUGCAUCAUGAACGUCGUACAGCUGUUGCUAUUAUUCGUGUGAAUAUUACCGAUAUUAAUAAUAGUGUGCCAGAAUUUAUUGGUGCACCAUUUGAAGCUUAUGUUGGUGAAUCAUUACCGGAAGGUGCAUAUGUUACACAGAUUAUUGCACAAGAUGCUGAUCAAGUCGAUACGAUGCUUGAAUAUUCAAUUGUAGCUGGAAAUGAUGAAAAACAAUUCAUUAUUGAUUCAAAAACCGGAAAAGUCUAUACAUCAGCUGUAUUGGAUUAUGAAGUGAAACAAUCAUAUGAUCUACUUGUACAGGUAUCUGAUGGCAUUAAUACUGCUGUAGCACCGUUGUUGGUGAAUUUGGUCGAUAUCAAUGAUAAUGCACCACAAUUUACACAUGAUGUUUAUAAUUUUACCGUCGUAGAAGAAUUAGGUGCCAAUAUAACCGUUGGUACCGUAUUGGCUAUUGAUCGUGAUUCGGGUAAAAAUUCCGAAAUUCAUUAUUCCAUUAUUGGUGAUCAUGCAAAUGAAUUAUUCUUCAUCGAACAACGUAAUGGUAAUAUUCGUACACGUACGAAAUUGGAUCGUGAAAUUGAAUCACGUGUAGAAUUCUUGGUCAUUGCUUAUGAUGGUGGCACACCACAGCUAAGUGGUAGUUCAAAAGUUCUAGUCAGUAUUGAAGAUAUUAACGAUAAUGCACCAUUCUUUGAUCAAACUCAAUACGAAGUAGAAGUGAUGGAAGAAAUUGAUCCACCAAUCGAAAUAUUUCGUAUUCAAGCACAAGAUUUAGAUACCGGUGAUAAUGCCGUCGUUAAAUAUCUUAUAUUGGCUGGUAAUGAAGAUAAUAUUUUCAAUAUAAACACCGAUAAUGGAAUGAUUACUACAUCGGAUCGAUUGAAUUUUGAACGUAAAUCACAAUAUAAAUUAUUUGUUGCCGCACGUAAUUUACGGCCAUUUCAGGGACCAAAUUCAGCCGAUAUUGUGAAUCCAUCCGUAGAAGUAGUGAUAAAAGUAAAAGAUAUUAAUGAUGAAGUGGUUGUAUUUGAUCAGCAAUUGUAUCAUUAUAAAAUACCGGAAAAUCUACCACGUGGUACAUUGAUCGGUGCCGUCACCGCAAUGAAUCCAAAACGUUCAGAUCAUGAGCAAGAUAUUGUUUAUUGGAUUGAAUUUACCAACGAUAAUGAUGAUGAUUUAAGCUAUAAUCCAAAUGUUGGAAUCAUGGAAAAAACAUUGGACAAAAGCCUAUCGAAAUUUAAUAUAAAUUCAAAAACCGGUGAAAUUAUCGUUAUCGAUUCAAUUGAUUUUGAUCCACCAGCUAAUGAGAAAAUGUUUGAAUUUAAAAUAAAAGCACGUGAUAUGUUAUCGAUCAAUACGUUCAAUACAUCAGUACCGGUUGUUAUUGAAAUUACCGAUGUGAAUGAUAAUUCACCAAAAUUUAAUGAAGAUCGUUAUGGUCUGGAAUUACCGGAAAGUUUACCACCAGGUACAUCGUUACCACCAUUUUUUCGUGUUUCCGAUAAUGAUUAUGGAGCGAAUGGUAAAAUAUCCUUUUUCAAAAUUGAAGGCAAUGAAUUGGAUACAUCAUAUUUUGCCAUUAAUCAUACAACCGGUUCGAUAAUGUUGAAUAAACCAUUGGAUUAUGAAUCACGAAAUCAAUUGGAAUUUGAUUUGAUUGCAGCUGAUGGUGGCCAAGAUCCCCGUUGGAGUUCGGCAAAGGUCAAUAUUUAUGUGGCGAAUAUAAAUGAAUUUUCACCAAAAUUUAUUGGAUUACCAUAUGAAUUUUAUGUACAAGAGAAAGCAGUGGAAGGAACGAAUGUAGGUCAAGUGAAAGCCAUUGAUGAUGAUGGAAACAAUGUUUAUUAUUCGAUACAUGAUGAAGAUCAUAGUUAUUUUACUAUUGAAUCCGAUUCGGGUCGUAUCUAUGUACGGAAACCAUUGGAUGGUAAAACACAAUAUACAUUUGUUGUUCGUGCCACCGAUGAUGGUAUGCCACAAAAUUUUAGUCUUGGUGUACAGAUUAUUGUUCGUGUACAAGAAAGUAAUGAUUAUCCACCAGCAUUUACAUCAAAUAAUUAUUUUGGUAUUGUAUUGGAAGCCGAUCAACAACAGCAACAACAACAAGAAGAAUCUUUACAAUCAUCACAUCAUCUACAGCAGCAGCAGCAACAACAACAACAACAACAGCCAAUCAUACAGGUUAAAGCCAUAGAUAAAGAUUUACAAAAUAAUUCAAUUACAUAUUCAAUUGUGGGUGGUAAUGAUAAUGAAUUAUUCACUAUUGAUAAAGAAAAUGGCCAAAUACGUAUUAAUAAUGGAAAAUGGUCAUUGAUUGAUUAUGAUAAACAAAAACAAUUUUCAUUAUUAGUACAGGCAAAAGAUUCACAUCAAACACCAUUGGUUGGAUUAACUAUCGUUACAAUUGAUGUUAAAGAUAUUAACAAUCAUCCACCCAUUUUUAAUAAACCAUCAUAUACGGUAACAAUCAAUGAAAAUAAGCCGGCCGGUCAUUGUUUUCUCAAGAUUGAAGCUGAUUCACGUGAUUCUGUUGAUACUGUAAGCUAUUUUCUUGGCAGUAGUAGUGGCCGUGAUAGUCAAUCAUUUGAAUUGAAUAAAUCUACUGGUGAUCUUUGUACGAGAAAAAUAUUGGAUCGUGAACAACAGGAUCGUUAUGAAUUUUUUGUUGUUGCUAAUGAUGGAAAAUUUGAAACAACUGUACCGGUUUCUAUUGAAGUAUUGGAUGAAAAUGAUAAUCAACCAAUGUUUGAACAACAGAAAUAUGUUGUAUCCAUACCAUAUGAUUCACAUCCAGGACAAACUGUCAUACAGGUUCAUGCUAGUGAUCCAGAUAUGGCAAAUAAUGGUGAAGUUACGUAUUGGAUUAAAAAUACACAUGGAAUGUUUGAAAUAGAUUCCAAAACUGGUCUGGUUCGUUUGGUAUCAAAUUUUCCGAAUAAUAAACAAAAUUUUACUUUUGAAAUGGAUGUAUUCGCUCAGGAUCAUGGUAUUACACCGAAUAUUGGCAAAGCAAUAUUGGUCGUUCGUUCAUCAAACACUCAUAAUCAUCCACCGAAAUUUGAUCGAUUUUAUUAUUCUGUAGAAGUUGAAGAAAAUCUUUCCGGUAUUGCUAUAGCCACCGUAAAAGCUUAUGAUCCAGAUCAAGGAAAAGCCGGUAAGAUCAAUUAUCGAAUCAUUAAAUCUACAUAUCCGGUAGCAUUUCGUAUUGAUAAAGAUUCUGGACAAAUAAUGUUGAUAGCACCAUUGGAUUAUGAGACGGCACGAUUUCAUGAAAUCAAUAUUGAAGCACGUGAUGAAGCUAAAGACUCACAAUUCAUAACAACAGUGGUACAGAUUAAAGUGAUCGAUACAAAUGAUCAUAAACCGGAGAUUCUUUCCAUACCGAAAGUAAUUCGUAUACCACAAUCAGUUUCACCAAAUGAAGAAGUAAUCUACACUGUUCAAGCAAUCGAUCUAGAUAGUAAUGAACAUGGUAAUAAUGUAUUACAUUUUUCAAUUGAACCACCAAAUCCAUUGUUUACAAUCAAUCCAAAAACUGGACAAAUAUUUGCAUUACAAAAAUUAAUGCCACAUCAUGAUUUAUUCAAAAUUGUUGUCCGUGAUCAAGCCGAAAAACGACCAUUAUCUAGUUCAAUUGAUAUACAAAUUGAAGUUUAUAAUGAUCUUGUUGAAGAAACAAUGCCAUUAUUUACAUCAACACAAUAUUAUAUCCAAUUGGAAAAUGUUGUCGAUCCAGGACGAACGAUUCUAAUGCCUAGGGCAAAAAUACCAAGUGGUGGUCAUAUUUGGUAUAAUAUAUCGAAUUUGAAUACAAAAAAAUUCACAAUCGAUCAUGAUAGUGGUCGUAUUUAUUCUACUUCACGUAUUGAAUAUAUGAAUGCCCGAGAUAGUACAUAUCAUUUUGUUGUUGUUGCACACAAUAAAAAUGAUAUGAAACGUUAUUCAGAAGCUGGUGUUGUCAUAAAAUUAUCGGAAACGAAUACAAAAUGUCCAAAAUUUCCAUUUAGUGAAUAUUAUGCAUCGAUCGAAGAGAAUUCACCAAUCGAUAUGGUUGUCAUUGAUGAUUUAAUGCUUGUUGAUAUGAAUAAAUGGAAUGGCAAUAAUAUUGUUUAUCAAAUUACUGAAGAUAAUUCUAAUGAUAAUUUCUAUAUCGAUUCAGUGGUUGAUAAUGAAAUACCCAAAAAUGUAACACUUAAAAUUAAACGUCCAAUUGAUCGUGAUCGUAUGGCAAAAUUUUUACAAGGCAUCUAUACAUUAUCAGUGUCAGCAUCUAAUGCAAAAUGUACUGCUAAUAUUCGUGUAAAAAUUUUAAUUGAAGAUGUUAAUGAUAAUAGUCCAAUGUUUUCACAAUCAGAAUAUAUUGUUGAAUUGAAAGAAAAUACACCUGUUGGUCAUGUAGUGACCACUUUGUCCGCAAAAGAUAAUGAUGAAACUGAUGAUGGUAAAUUACGAUAUUUCAUUGUUGCCGGUAAUAAUGAUCAAUUGUUUCAUAUGGAAACAAAAACUGGUGUUGUUUCGGUAAAAGAAUCACCUGAUCGGGAAAAAUCUCCGGCUCAUGUUUUGAAAGUGGUGGCUAUCGAUUCGGCAAACAAUACCGGUUGGGCUAGUGUUCAUGUGAUUAUUUUGGAUGAAAAUGAUUGGACACCGACAUUUUUGAAUGAAACAUUCAUGUUGAACGUAACGGAAGGACCAACAAGUGUUGGAACUCGAUUACGGCUACCAGUUGUUGAUUAUGAUGAUGGUAUUAAUCGACAAAUGGAAGUCUAUAUUGUUGAUGGCAAUUCAAAUGGUGAAUUUCGAUUAGAUGUGGAUGAAGGUGGCCCAUUGUUGACUGUUGUUUCUGAAUUGGAUCGUGAAAAAUACAAUGUACCUGAAGCUGCUCUUCAUUUAGUAUUCAUUGCUGCCAAAGACAAAGGAACACCACCACGAAUUGGCAAAACAAUGGUGGCCGUUAUCAUACAGGAUAUCAAUGAUUCACCACCUAAAUUUGAAAAAGAAGUUUAUUAUCAUUUUAUAUCGGAAGAUUCAGCCGUAGGAAUGAUACUUACAGAAUUGAAAGCUAGUGAUGCUGAUUCAACGGCAUUAACGAAUUUGGUUUAUUCAUUCUCGAAAAAUACCGGUAAUGUACCGUUUGCAAUAAAUCCUGACAACGGUAUUGUUAAUGUUUCAAGACAAUUGGAUGUAUCUGAAAGUCAACAAUAUUCAAUUACCGUUGAAGUUUUUGAUGGCAUAUGGAAAUCUAGUACAUUGUUGAAUAUUAUUGUCAAUGAAGCUGAAGAACGUGAUCCAAGAUUUGAACAAGCAUAUUAUCGAUUUGAAAUUGGUGAAAAUUUGAAAAAUUCAUUCGUUGGUAAAGUUGAUUUGAAACCAAGAAAACAUCGUGUAAAAUCUUCGAAACGUUAUACAAUUGUUAAUUCAGAAAUGCGUUCCAUAUUCAACAUAACAGCUGAUGGUGAAAUCUAUACAAAAGUUGGUCUUGAUCGUGAAAAACGUAGUAAAUAUGUUUUCACAGUGAAAAUAGAGGAAAAACAUCCUACCACUAAAGUGAGUGUCAGUGAAGUUAUAAUUGAUGUGUUGGAUGAAAAUGACCAGGUGCCAACAUUUCCAUAUUCAUAUACCGGUACGGUAAAAGAAAAUUCAAAAGCCGGUACAGCCGUUCAUAUUGUGCCAAUGAUUAAAGCAAUCGAUAAUGAUAUUGGUAAUAAUUCAAUGAUUGAAUAUUCACUUUCUGGUGAUGGUGCCGAUAUGUUUACGAUAUUGAAUUCUGGCUCGGUUAUAUUUACACCGUUAGAUCCUAUGCAACAAUUGGAUCGUGAAACACGAUCAGCUUAUAAAUUCAAGGUGAUCGCUAAAGAUAUGGGUGGAUUAAGUUCAGCUACAGAUUUGAUUAUAAAUGUUGAAGAUGAAAAUGAUAAUGCACCGAUUUUUCAACAUGGACCACUUUUUGUACUAUUGCCUGAAAUUGCUAAACCUGGAUCGAAAGUAGUGGAAGUACGUGCUACCGAUAUUGAUGAAGGUUCGAAUUCAAAAAUACAAUACUAUAUAACCGGUGGUGGUAAUGGUGAUAUCCGUAUUGAUCGUAUAACUGGUGAAAUUUUUGUUGUUGGUUCACUGAAACCUGGUACCAUUUAUUUUAUGAAUGUAUCAGCCGUGGAUGGUGGUGGAUUAUCGGCACGAACCACCGUAAAUGUGACCAUCAUUGAUGUUAAUAAUCAUAAACCAACAUUCGAUUCAUCAUCAUAUAGUUUUAGUAUUGCUGAAAGUAAUUAUACAAAUGAUAAGGUUAAAUUAGGUGUCCUAAGAGCUAGAGAUGAAGAUAUUGGCAAAAAUGGUCUUGUCGAAUACUUGAUAUCAUCAAAUGUUGCAUCAGAUUUUCCAUUUUCAAUCGAUGUACAUACGGGCGAAUUAUUUGCACAUGGUUUCAUUGAUCGUGAGCAAAGAGAAAUCUAUACAUUCGAAGUAACGGCAUUGGAUUAUGGCGAGCCUCCAAGCAAUUCAACGGUCGAAGUUAAAAUUACAAUUCUUGAUAAAAAUGAUGAAAGGCCACGUUUCUAUACGGAUCCAUAUCUAGCACAUGUACCGGAAAAUCUUGAUCCUGGUCAUAAAGUUACACAGAUUGCUGCAUUUGAUCCGGAUUUAGGCGAGAAUGGUCAAGUUUUCUAUAAAUUAGGUGCCGGUCAUGAUAAUAAAUUUUAUAUUGAUGGUAAAGAUGGAACUGUUUGGACAUUGUCUACAUUGGAUUUUGAGGAGAAAAAUUUCUACAACAUAACUGUCAUUGCAUAUGAUAAAGGCAAUCCUAGCCUAUCAUCAGCGGCGAAACUUUGGGUCACUGUAGCCGAUACACCGGAUUCUGUACCAGAUUUUUCUAAAGCUGUUUAUACUGUUGAAGUGGCUGAAAAUGCUAAACCCGGUGAUAUUGUCUAUAAAUUGGAUGCCGGUGAUGGCCCAUUUAAAUAUUAUUUACUUAAUUCCGAUGAGAUCGAUGCCUUUUCAGUGGAUAAAAAUAGUGGUAAAAUUAAACUAGUCAAACCAUUGGAUAGUAAUUAUCGUAAUCAUUAUCGUUUGAUUGUCAAAUCUGAAGAUGAUAGUGAACCACCAAAAUCCGAUACGGCUGAGGUUAAUAUAAUUGUAGGUACUGGACAAGGUGUGCGACUUUUCCCACAACGUCUUUAUGAAGUAUCAGUGAAAGAAAAUCAAUUGACACCGAUUCUAUUGAUUGAUCUGAAUUCAACCGAUGAAAUUGCGAGAAAAUCACCACACUAUCGGAUUGUUGGAUCCGAUUAUAGAGGCACAUUUAAAAUAGAGCAUGAAAAUGGUCGACUUUUAUUGAUGAAAAGUUUGGAUCGUGAAAAGAAAGAUGUAUAUCAUUUAAAAAUUAAAGCUGAAAAUGUCAUACAUCGUCGUGUUGGCCGUGAUAUAAAUGCAUUGUAUCAACAUUUGACCACAACUGAAAGUCAUAAUAAUCAUCUGGCAUAUGAUGAAUCAUUGGUUGUUGUACAUGUUCUAGAUGAAAAUGAUAAUUCGCCCAUUUUUGCCAAUAACAAUGAUCGUCCAAUUGUUGCUGCCGUUCCGCUUGAAGCUUCAUUUGGUUUCAAAGUCGUUAAAGUUAAUGCAAAAGAUGCUGACAUUGGUCUUAAUUCAGCAAUUCGUUAUGAAUUAUUAUCUCGUGGUGAUGAUUCACAUACAAAAUUCUAUAUCGAUCCGAUUAGUGGUGAUAUUCGAUCAAUGGUUACAUUCAAUUUGGAUGGUGGUAAAAUGUAUGGUUUCGAUGUGAAAGCCACCGAUUGUGAAGGUAGUGAAAAUGGUAAUUCAGCUACAACCACUGUAUUUAUUCAUGUUUUACCUGAAACGAAAAUGAUUCUAUUCGUAGCGGAUAGAGAACCAAUUAUGAUUGAGAAAAAAUAUCCAGAAAUUAUCAACUACUUGAGUAAUACGACGGAUUUUGAUGUAAAAUUAGCAAAACUUGGUCCACAUUUAGAAGGUGAUAUACAGGAAACACAUUCUACCGAUGUUUUUCUUUAUGCUGUCAAUAAAGAUAAUAAUGAAAUUGUCGAUACUGAAACACUUCUUGAUGUCUUUCGUAAAAAUUCUCAACAAAUUGUCGAAAAUUUACGUUCAUUUCGAAUUCGCCGGAUACAGGGUGUUACUGUGCAGGAAAAAAUAAGUCAAAUGGGUGCCACUGAAAUCGCUAUCAUUGCAUUGUCUUCCGUCAUUUUUCUGGGCACAGUAUUGGCUAUAGCUUUACUUUGUUCAUCUUGUAAAGAAAGAAAAAUUCGUCAACGACAAACAACAUGGGAACAACAAAAUUUGUAUAAUAUUAAAAAUCCUUUGAUGGCUGGUCCAAAAUCCAUUUAUGGUAGUCGUGGUAUACCGGUUGGAAAUAUUUCCAAUUAUUCUUGUGAAGGUUUUGGAAAUGGUGAUUAUAUGGAAAGUAUGAAUUCUUUCAAACGAAAUGGAAGCAUUUUGGAUGGCCGUUCAGCUCAUACAGAAAUAUCAGCCAAAAGUCGUCAAGUAUCACCACCGGAUGGUGCAUCGGCUUUAAAUCCACCACGUAGUCCUCCAUAUUCGGAAAGAUAUGCUAAAACUAAUUUAACAAUGGCUGUCCAUGAUUCAAACAAUGAUUGGUCCGGAUAUUCACGUGGAUCUGGCCGAUCUAGAAAUUCAUUUAGUGGAACAAGUUGGUCAUCUCGAAAAUCAAAAAAUUCUGAUCGUCAUUAAUCAAUCGGACUUGAACACAAAUCGUUAUGCUCAAAUUAGUCCAUAAACUUGAUUUUUUUUUCAUUUAUUUAUUUAAUACAAUUUAUGUGAACAUAUGAACAGAUUAUUUGUUUGUUUGUUUUUUCGGUCGAAAACAUAUACCUUGCAGGCGGCUGCUGGAAAUAUGUGUUGCCCUUUAUUAUUAUUAUUUUUUUGUAUUUAGAUUUAAAAAGAAAAAUAGAGAUUUUUUUUUUACUUUCAUUUGUUUUUUGUUAAAUACAAAUUUGUGCAUUAUUCACGUAUAUAUUUGUCGCGUCAGUACCGAUUUUUGUGUGUGUGUAUGUGUGUGUUUAUGGGCAUUUGCAUUGUCACACCACAACCAUAGUAAAUAGAUCGUCACCGAAAAUGUUGAAAAAGGAAAACUUUAACUAUUACACAUAGCUUGGUGGUAAAGUUCAAGAUAUUUCUAUAUUCAUUUUUAAGCA